Messenger RNA from Neltuma alba, 2048 nucleotides. Its product is annotated as mitotic checkpoint protein BUB3.3. Bases 1 to 1683 code for a protein of 560 amino acids. NCBI's taxonomy places the organism in Eukaryota, Viridiplantae, Streptophyta, Magnoliopsida, Fabales, Fabaceae. The transcript is spliced from 15 exons. Gene Ontology annotation, biological process: positive regulation of translational termination; positive regulation of translational elongation. The record is from RefSeq and is a predicted model, not a curated record. Gene Ontology annotation, molecular function: ribosome binding; translation elongation factor activity; protein binding.
AUGAAGAAAGACUACCUGGAAUUGCAGUUAGAAGACCCAAUUGGCGAUGCUAUCUCCAGGAUUCAGUUCGCCCCUAACUGUAGCAAUCUACUCAUAUCUUCAUGGGACUCCAGCCUUCGCUUAUACGACGUGGACAAUUCUGUGCUUAGAUUAGAAGCCCCUUCAGAAGCGGCGCUUCUGGAUUGUUGUUUCCAGGACGACUUGGUUGCUUUCGCCGCUGGUUCUGAUGGAUUAAUUCGAAGGUAUAACUUGCAUUUGGGAAUUAUUGAUAGAAUGGGCAAUCAUGACGAUGUAGCAACAUGCGUUGGAUAUGCCAAUGAAAUAUGUCAGUUGAUCACUGCCGGAUUUGAUAAGUUAUUGUUGUGGGAUAUUCGUAUGGAGAAGGCUCCUUCAUGCUCAAAAAUUCUAGGCGCAGAGGUGAACUCCAUGUCUGUCUCUAGGUUGAAUCUGACGGUUGGAAUAGGAACAUCAGUGCAUAUCUAUGAUCUUCGUUAUUUUGACAAACCAGUUGCAUCAAGUGAACCACACAAAGGCACACAGAUUAGAUGUGUUAGUUCAAUUCCUUACACAAGAGGAUUUGCAGUUGGGUCGGUAGAUGGGAGGGUAGCAUUGCAGAUUUCUGAUUCUUCUAGUUCAAAUGACAUUGAAUUUAUAUUCCGGUGUAAUCCUAAAUCGAUGGAUGGAAGACAUCAUUUGGCAUCAGUUAAUGACAUUAUAUUCAGUCCACUUGUUCAAGGUGCUUUUGCCACUGGUGACAAUGAAGGUUAUGUGAUUUUAUGGGAUGCUAGUAGUAGAAAAAGACUCAUUGAGUUACCUAAAUACCCGAAUAGUGUGGCAUCCUUGUCAUACAACCACGUGGGACAGCUUUUGGCUGUGGCUUCAAGUUACACAUACCAAGAAGCAAAUGAGAUAGAAGAACCUCCUCGUAUCUUCAUUCACAAUACGGACAACAUCAGUAUUAGAUCAGUUUCUGCCAGCAAUUCUGCUAGUAGAAGCUGUGAAGGGUUUACUUGGGAAUUGAUUCACUCACUAGCUUCAGUCGAGUCACUUCCUAGAUCUAGCUCAAGAAACCAGGCUGCGAAUCAUCUCCCCUUCCUCAUAAAAUCGCGAUUACCCUGUUCUACCAGGUUCUCUGCUUCUUGUCUCGGCUCUCUCUCUCUCUCUCUCUAUCACUCUUUUCUCUCUCUGGUUUUAGGCGGAGCCAUGUCGGACGAGGAGCAUCAUUUCGAGUCCAAAGCCGAUGCCGGAGCUUCGAAGACCUUCCCUCAGCAGGCCGGUACCAUCCGUAAGAACGGUUACAUUGUGAUCAAAAACAGGCCCUGCAAGGUUGUGGAGGUUUCAACUUCCAAGACUGGCAAGCAUGGGCAUGCGAAGUGUCACUUUGUUGGCAUCGACAUUUUUACUGGGAAAAAGCUGGAAGAUAUUGUUCCUUCUUCACACAACUGUGAUGUCCCACAUGUCAACCGCACUGAUUACCAGCUGAUUGAUAUCUCAGAGGAUGGAUUUGUGAGUCUGCUGACUGACUCUGGUGGUACCAAGGACGAUCUGAGGCUUCCAACUGAUGAAAAUCUGCUUACACAGAUCAAGGAUGGCUUUGCUGAGGGUAAAGAUCUGGUUGUGAGUGUUAUGUCUGCCAUGGGUGAGGAGCAGAUUUGUGCCCUGAAGGAUAUUGGCCCCAAGUGAUGGUUGUGUCAGUUGAAUGCUGGAAGGGUCAGGUUGGAAUUGGGAUAAUUUAGUAUUUUUGGUUAUCUUUUGUGAGUUAGUCUAUUGAAUUAAACAGACUUUGAAGUUUGAACCAUUCAUGGAAGAUGUGGUUAGAAGUAUGGGAUGGGUUUGUUUAGGAGUCUGCAGUCUAUAAUUUCUUAUGUUAGAUCAGUCCCUGAACCUCUUAAACUGUUCCAUGAUGUGAGUAAGAGCUAUGUUGGCAAGAAUGUAAUGUUUAUACGACUCCUUAGCACCUAUUUACGCCAAGUCUUUCUCGUGUGUUACCAUUACUUGCAGCUAUGACUUCUUGCUUUGGUUAAGAGUAAUGAUAGCUUAUUCAUAUU